CAUAUCGAUCGUUCAUCAGUAUACACAUUUUCAUUGUUUAAUAUGCUCCAUAUCCUCUUACAAUCCAUUAUUUUUUCAGCCUGUACUUUUCAUGUUGCUGCACAUGGCUUUCUUGCUCAUCCUGGUAAUCUGAAGGAUGCAUUCAGCAAGCACGCAGUCCGCAACUACGAUGCCAUUGACAACAAUAUUGACUCUCUGCGUAGUCCCAUCAAAUCAGACUCACCCGUCUGCCGUGGUGCAGCCAAGGGACCUGUGACGGACAUUCGUCUCGAGAAUGGAAAGAGCUUUACCAUUACGAUUGCGUUCUCUAUUGGUGCUCAGCACAUUGGCCCAUGUGGCGUCGAGAUUCUCGACGAGAACCUAGAAAACGCUGUUCAAAUUGCUCAUGUGGAUGGACCUGGCGGCUGUGCCCAGAAACCACUUUCCCAAUUUGCCACCGACAAGUCUAGUCCCGCUUCCUCCCAAUGUCCCAACAAUAUUCCCACCAAGCUUGUUACAGAUGAUAUGUGCUUGAGCGAAUGGACGUUUGUUGUUUCAAACGUUGAAAAGAUCAAGUGCACCAAUUGUGUAAUGCGAUGGACUUGGUCUGGUCAACACAUUUCUGUUACCAACCCAGAGAAAUACGAGACCUGUGCUGAUGUGCGAAUCUCUUCCAGUGGUGCUCCCAGCACUGAUACUCCCGAUCCUGCAGCUACUACUACUGAUCCCGUAGUUACUACUAUCGAUUCCACAACCACUACUACAUCUUCUACUGUCUCAUCUGCUCCUCGCAAAACUUUGUCUCCCAAGAAACGCCCUACCAAAAAGACCAAAUCUUCCACACAACUUCCCACCAAAAACACUUCUGCUCCUGCUGAGACGAGUAAUCCUCAGCCUUCUGGCCUUACAGCUGGUGUGGCGGAAUGCAACAAGAUGUCUGACAAGUGCAGCUUCCAGAUGGCUUGUACGGCCGAUAAACAGGGUUUCUUUGCUUGCUUUGCCAAGGAAUCAAAUCGUGCUCCUAUACGCAUGGACUGUGCCCCUGGCACUACUUGCAAGCAGAAUGGACAGUUUAUCAGUUGCCAGCCAGCUUAAACUGGAAUUAAUUGCACUCUCUUUUACUACCCAAAAUUUGUCCGUAAAAUAAAAAAAAUAUUAAUGCAACACUCGGAUAAAGAGGAUAUAUUUUGGUUGUAGAAACUCCGCCUGCGUUUUGGAAUCGUUUUGAUAGCAUCAAGCAGACCGCUGUUGCUGCAAAUGGUAGCGCAGAUCAGAUCGUUUGGCAAAUUGGCCGUGUCAACACGCCAGAUUGUUGCCGCAGUACAAGAGAUACAAACAAUAGAUGCUCCAGCCAUUCAAAUCAGCAGGCAAAUACGCCAAUGGUUGCCAGCAUUCAUGCACUGUCACCAGUCAUGAUGUGGUUGUUUAUAUUGCCAUCACAAUGGUCCUUUGACAGCAACAACCUAUCUUGCAGUGAUUAUCUUGAAAAUGUACAAUGUUCAAGUAUUCGUUGUGCUUUCCUACUAGGCAUCGACUGCUUCAAUAGACAUUCCCAAUUUAAUCAACACGCCAUCCACUGUGAUGCACAACCAAACUAUGAUUUCAAAACCAUUCUUCGUUUUGGCAUAACCAUGCAUUGUAUGAUCACCAAAUUCGUCCAUUGAAAUCCAGAGAUUGAAUUUGACCGCUUUAGUGUUCUCAAUAAAACCAAAAACUCGAU
Molecule: messenger RNA, 1699 nt
Organism: Batrachochytrium dendrobatidis JAM81
Lineage: Eukaryota; Fungi; Chytridiomycota; Chytridiomycetes; Rhizophydiales
Exons: 1
Coding region: 43-1074 (343 amino acids)
Source: RefSeq, a predicted model, not a curated record